GGAGGGCGAGAGGGAGGGACCCGCCCGCCGCGCCCCGGCAGCCCGGCAUGUGUGGCCACAGGCGCCCGUCGCCGCCGCUGUCCCGGGGCUGAGCCGCGCCUGGGGAUCUGGGACGGUGCGUGAGCGAGGGUGUGUGUCCGCCCCGGCCAGCUCCGAGCCGGCCCGAGCCUCCCGCUUGCUCCCCGGGCCGCGGUGCAUGUUCGCCUCCUGCCACUGUGUGCCGAGAGGGAGGAGAACCAUGAAAAUGAUCCACUUUCGGAGCUCCAGCAUUAAAUCACUCAACCAGGAGAUGAAAUGCACCAUCCGGCUGCUGGACGACUCGGAGAUCUCAUGCCACAUCCAGAGGGAGACCAAAGGGCAGUUUCUCAUCGACCACAUCUGCAACUACUAUAGUCUGCUGGAGAAGGAUUACUUCGGCAUUCGCUACGUGGACCCUGAGAAGCAACGGCACUGGCUUGAACCUAACAAGUCCAUCUCCAAGCAAAUGAAAUCUCAUCCACCAUACACCAUGUGCUUUAGAGUGAAAUUCUACCCACACGAACCCUUGAAGAUUAAAGAAGAGCUCACAAGGUACCUUUUGUACCUGCAAAUUAAAAGAGACAUUUUCCACGGUCGACUGCUCUGCUCCUUUUCAGAUGCUGCCUACCUGGGUGCCUGUAUUGUUCAAGCUGAACUUGGUGAUUACGAUCCCGAUGAGCAACCUGAGAAUUACAUCAGUGAGUUCGAGAUUUUUCCAAAACAGUCACAGAAGUUGGAAAGAAAAAUAGUGGAAAUCCAUAAAAACGAACUCAGAGGCCAGAGUCCACCGGUUGCUGAAUUUAAUCUACUUCUGAAAGCUCACACUUUGGAAACCUAUGGGGUGGAUCCUCACCCAUGCAAGGAUUCAACAGGCACAACAACUUUUUUAGGAUUCACUGCUGCAGGCUUUGUGGUAUUCCAGGGAAAUAAGAGAAUCCACUUGAUAAAAUGGCCAGAUGUCUGCAAGUUGAAGUUUGAAGGGAAGACAUUUUAUGUGAUUGGCACCCAGAAAGAGAAAAAAGCUAUGUUGGCUUUCCAUACUUCAACACCAGCUGCCUGUAAACAUCUUUGGAAAUGUGGCGUGGAGAACCAGGCCUUUUAUAAGUAUGCAAAAUCCAGCCAGAUCAAGACUGUGUCAAGCAGCAAGAUAUUUUUUAAAGGAAGCAGAUUUCGAUAUAGUGGUAGAGUUGCCAAAGAGGUGGUGGAGGCCAGUUCCAAAAUCCAGAGAGAACCUCCGGAGGUACACAGAGCUAACAUUACUCAGAGCCGCAGUUCCCACUCUUUGAACAAACAGCUCAUCAUCAACAUGGAGCCCUUGCAGCCCCUGAUGCCUUCUCCCAGUGAGCAGGAGGAGGAGCUUCCGCUGAGAGAGGGUAUUCCAAUACCCAAAGAAGACAUUUCUGCCCCACUGAUCUCCAGCUCACCAGUGAAAGAAGCCCAGGAGUAUGAGGACCCGCCAAGUGAAGAUGAUGAUCAAAUGAAAGACGAGCCCUUAACCAUCUCUGAACUGGCCUACAAUCCAAGUGCCAGCCUGCUCCCCACCCCUGUGGAUGAUGAUGAGAUUGACAUGCUCUUUGACUGUUCAUCUAGGCUGGAGUUGGAAAGAGAAGACACAGAUUCCUUUGAAGAACUGGAAGCAGAUGAAAAUGCCUUUUUGAUGGCUGAAGAAGAGGAGCUGAAGGAGGCUCACCGAGCUUUGACGUGGAGCUAUGACAUUCUGAGCGGCCAUAUUCGGGUGAACCCACUGGUCAAGAGUUUCUCCAGGCUCCUUGUGGUGGGCCUGGGGCUGCUGCUCUUUGUAUUCCCCCUGCUCCUCCUCCUUUUGGAGUCAGGUAUUGAUCUCUCCUUCUUAUGUGAAAUCCGCCAGACGCCAGAGUUUGAGCAGUUUCACUAUGAAUACUAUUGUCCUCUCAAGGAGUGGGUGGCUGGCAAAGUCAAUUUCAUCCUCUACAUGCUGGGUUGCUCAUAAAAUUUAUAUCUCAGAUGACUAAGGGCUAUAUUCAAUACUAGUGAUUAUUAUUUUUUUUUUCCAGCAAAUGCCUGGUUCUGAAUGGUCAUGGGGCCAUCAAAAGGCAUUCCUUAUUCACAACUGAUUAUUUAAACCUUAAGCUUGCUUUCCAUAAUUCACUGCACUUAAAUUAGUUAAAAUCAAAUACAGUUAUGUUAGUUAUCGGUCAAAAAGAUGGCCUCUAAACAACCAAAAAUAUGUUUAUUUUUAUUAUAGUACAGACUAACUCUUUAUUAUCAUAAUACAUAACACAUUGAGCUGAAUUAGAUUUCCCAUUUUUUAAAUAGCACCAUUAGAAGCUAUAGGGUCUUAGGAAAAACCCAAGAGAACAUUUUUGAAUAUAAUCCCUAGGAUUAUGUCCUCUAACCAAUGCCUAUACAACUAAAUUUAUGCUGGGUUUUUGUUUUGGUUUUUUUAAAAAUAUUUUUUAUGUGUUCAAAAUAUUUUGGUAAAUUUUUAGCAAAAAAAAAAAAAAGCCUCCUGGAGUUAUUUAAGUGUACAGAUUGUAAGACUAAUACACUAGGGUAUGUUGGGAAUUUUUUAAUGCUUUGGCACUGGUUUGUUUUUAAAAAUAUUUUUUGGCUGAACAAUUCCAUAAUUUGUUGUUUCCUGCAUAUAAGAUAGAAAAUAAGUAGAAAGAAACUCGUACGUAAAGUCCCCCAAAUGGAUGAUGGAACUGGGGAAUGUGGAAACUGAGAGCAUCAAGUGGACACAGUGUUCAUUUUCAAAGUAUUUGGACAAAAUGACUUUUUUAACUUUCAUUUGAAUUUUGUCCCUAUAUUUUGGAUAGGGAAAUAGAAGUAAAAUUUUAAAGAAAAAGUUGAAGAUAUGCUAGUUAAUUGUAUUAACCCAAGAGUGGAAGCAGAUGGGAAACGGGCAAAUAGCAAGUAGCAAAAAUAGAGUCCCGGUGAGGCUGGCAGGCAAAUAUGGUAGGCAGAGGAUCUAUUUCAUGAAAGAAAUUGUGAUGCAAGGUACUGGAUGAUGUGAAAAACAAGCUAUUUGAGUGCACUAAUUGUCAGAAUUGACAUUAAUAUGCUUAAGUGGACCCCAAAAAGAGUGGACCCCAAAAGAAUGGCAUGGGGUCCCUUAUGCCAUUCAUUGUGAUUCUGUAGCAGAAGUUUCAAAAGAAGUGUGUGUGUGUGUGUGUGUGUGAGAGAGAGAGAGAGAGAGAGAGAGAGAGAGAGAAGAGGACGGAUUUUGGCUUUUUGAUAAAUGCCAAUGCUCUUCCUUGUGGUAGUCAUUAUACUCCUUUUCUUUCCUGAUUUUCUUAAGAUCUUAAUUCAUUCAUAAUUGGAGAGCCCAUUAAGUGGAGGGAACUCAUUAGAUGAUACACCAUUUCAUUUUGGGUGACGUUACACAACGCCUCCCUAACCCGACAACAAGGGGAAGACUUACUCUCCUACCUUCCACCACACCAUUAAAUCCAGACAGAAACACUCUGCUGCCUUCCCCUGGGGAGUCCCUACCAAAACUAAGAUAUAAGUGAGAAAGAGGAGAGUAAAGAGAGUAUAGAGCUCAGAGUACAGAGCAUUGAGGCUCUCUCUAGAUUGAAAAUGUUUCAUUUACAGAGAGAUUGGGCCGUAUGAAUCUCUUCCUAAUUCUAACCAAUACUCCUACUUAUAAUUAGCACAAUUUCUAAGUUGGCAAUUCUAGUCCUACUUAUUCAGUGGAGCUCUGAGUACUCACUGGAUACUUAAUUUUGAAAAGUUUUAAAAGGCAGCUCAUAAAACCUUCAUUGAGUAAACUAUAACAUAUAUUUGCUAUUAUGUUUAUAGAGUGUCCUUUCUCAUGUGCUUUCAGGGAUUCAUUUUGCUUUUUAAUAAUUAUGUUUUCUAUAGUUUUGGGGGGAAGUUUCGCAAAUGGUCAGUUUUGAACUUUUGCAAACGGUCAGUUCUGAACUUGAGGGCUUUCCCCCAUUUUUUUUCCUUGGCAUGACUUAAGUCAGGCAUCUGACAUAACGGUGCUCUAGUGUGGUGUACAUGAAAUUAACCCCUCUUCUAAAAACUAUGCUUCAUAUUUCCCCUUUUUAAGUUCUCUAACCAUGACAAGUUAGUUAUUCCUCACCCUUUAAAAAAAUAACAUUAAUAUUUUUAAGUUAUGAAAGUAAUGUGCUAUCCAUUGUAAAACAUUUGAAAAUAUUGACAAUAUCACAUAUAGUGCAACCAUGCAGAUUUAUAUUAAGAGUAAUAUAUUUACCAUUUUCCAUUAAAUUUUUUUUCUCUUAAAAUCUUUUUUCUCAAAAACUUUACUGUUUAAUAGAAAUGUCUUUAAAUGAAGGAAAUGACAGGGCAGGGUCUGAUGACUUUAAAGAAUAGCUACCAACAAUAAAGCUGAGAUCCUGGAAUGCCAUCUUAUCAGGGUAGAAUCAGAAUCUUUUAGAAAUAUCCAUCUAGGUUUUAGCAGAAGAGAGUCAUCUGUUACCUGAAUCAAAUGAGGAAAAGACUGCUUCCAAAGAUGAAGAGUAUAGUGAGACAGCUCAAAGCAAGUGUGUGAGUAUAUGUAUAUUCUAUAUUACUGGUGUAUAUGUGUUUAUAUAUGAAACUGUAUAUAUGUGUUGUAUCUGUACACACACAACUGAUAGGCCCUCAUUAUAUAGUUGUGUUUAUUUCUUCCCAUCUGAGGAAUAUAUGACAUGUUACUGUUCCUUUUUCCUCUUAGAUAUGGUGGAUAAAAUCCAGUCUCAGAGGUUGAAAUUUCCAUUAAAACCACUGUGUGUACCUUUGUAGUUAUAUAUACACACAUAUAUGGUAAAUACAUAUACACACACAAUCUUGCCUUUAGUGCUAAUGCAAGUUGGAUUAUGAAACAAAAUGUAGGUAAAGUAUUUUGUGUUUUUGUCUGUGCUUGGAACAUAUUACAAAAUGUUAUGUAUUUGGAAUAUAUCUUGUGGUUUGUCUAACAUUUAUAGAGACAACUUUGGGAAGAAUUCAAAAUGAGUUGAAUUCAUUGAAAUACCAGAGAUCUGGGGGCCAUGUUACCUGUGAUUGGAGCCUUAUCUUUGUAUAGUGAAAUUUGCAUUUCUAUGUCAACAUCCAGUUUGUUCUAUGUUAAUUUGGUGGCAGGAAUCCCUAAUAAAAAUACUCUGGGGAAAAAUG
This is a messenger RNA of Condylura cristata (star-nosed mole), 5121 nucleotides long. It is a transcript of the gene FRMD3, whose product is annotated as FERM domain containing 3. The record is from RefSeq and is a predicted model, not a curated record. Lineage: Eukaryota; Metazoa; Chordata; Mammalia; Eulipotyphla; Talpidae. The transcript is spliced from 14 exons. The coding region runs from base 197 to 1987 and encodes 596 amino acids. Gene Ontology annotation, cellular component: cytoskeleton. Gene Ontology annotation, molecular function: cytoskeletal protein binding.